Messenger RNA from Peromyscus maniculatus bairdii (prairie deer mouse), 1260 nucleotides. RefSeq names its product acyl-CoA wax alcohol acyltransferase 2 (gene Awat2). Gene Ontology annotation, molecular function: retinol O-fatty-acyltransferase activity. The record is from RefSeq and is a predicted model, not a curated record. Gene Ontology annotation, cellular component: endoplasmic reticulum membrane. NCBI's taxonomy places the organism in Eukaryota, Metazoa, Chordata, Mammalia, Rodentia, Cricetidae. Gene Ontology annotation, biological process: lipid metabolic process.
GAGAGCCGAACAGCGUUUACCCGGAGCUACUGAGAUUCUGGACAUAAUGUUCUGGCCCACUAAGAAGAACAUCAAGACUGCCCUGGAGGUCUUCGCUCUUUUCCAGUGGGCCCUCAGUGUCUUGGUUAUAGUAACCACUGUGAUCCUUGUCAACCUCUACUUGGUGGUGUUCACAUCGUACUGGCUUGCCACUGUGUUGAUGCUCAUCUGGCUGGCUUUUGACUGGAAGACCCCUGAGCGAGGUGGCCGCCGGUUCACCUGUGUGAGGAGGUGGCGUCUGUGGAAACACUACUGCGAUUACUUCCCAAUCAAGAUCUUGAAGACACACGAUAUUUCCCCCAGCCACAACUACAUCCUUGCCUGCCAUCCUCAUGGGCUCAUGUCCCAUUCAUGCUUUGGCCACUUCGCCACUGAAACAUCAGGUUUCACCAAGACCUUUCCUGGUAUCACUCCUUAUAUGCUCACGCUGGGAGCCUUUUUCUGGGUGCCUUUCCUCAGAGACUAUGUAAUGUCUACAGGGGCGUGCUCUGUGAGCCAAGCCUCCAUGGACUUUCUGCUUACCCGCAAGGGCACAGGCAACAUGCUUGUCGUGGUGGUUGGUGGCCUGGCUGAGUGCAAACACAGCUUACCAGGCUCUACAACCCUGGUCUUGAAGAAGCGGUAUGGCUUUGUGCGCACGGCCCUUCGACAUGGGGUGUCUCUCAUCCCUGCUUAUGUCUUUGGAGAGACGGACCUCUAUGACCAGUAUAUUUUCACUCCCGGGGGCUUUAUCAAUCGCUUCCAGAAGUGGUUCCAGAAGAUGGUACACGUCUACCCCUGUGCUUUCUAUGGGCGUGGCUUUACCAAGAACUCCUGGGGCCUUCUGCCCUAUUCCCAGCCAGUAACUACUGUUGUCGGGGAACCUCUACCAAUGCCCAAGAUUGAGAAUCCGAGCCAGGAGAUUGUGGCCAAAUACCACACACUCUAUAUUGAUGCCCUACGCAAAUUGUUUGAUCAACAUAAGACCAAGUUUGGCAUCUCAGAGACCCAGGAGCUGGUGAUACUUUGAAACACAUUCCCCUGGCUGGCUGGUAUGGAUCUGUUGACAACGGCAAUGUUACCUAUGGAACUUCACUUCUGACUGGAGCAGUCCUCCCUGGAGGGAGAGGGGUGUGUCCAUUUGGUUGGUUUCUGUGACCACCGUUUCCACUUCCAUCUCUUUCUCCUAGGUUUUCCCUUUUCCCCCGAGACAGAGAAGACCCUAGGCAGAGGUUCACUGAA